This is a messenger RNA of Stylophora pistillata, 1808 nucleotides long. RefSeq names its product ubiquitin-conjugating enzyme E2 L3. The record is from RefSeq and is a predicted model, not a curated record. Lineage: Eukaryota; Metazoa; Cnidaria; Anthozoa; Scleractinia; Pocilloporidae.
GCGGAGACUGGUUAUUAAACUUGUGAGAAGUUCCUUCGAGCAUGGCGGCUACAAGGAGAUUGGGAAAGGAACUCUCAGAAAUCAAAGGAUCUGGUCAGAAAAUAUUUCGUGAUAUUUGUGUGUCUGAGACUAAUAUUCUAAACUGGCAAGGGUUAAUCAUACCGGAUCAGGCACCGUACAAUAAGGGAGCAUUUAAGAUUGAGAUAAAUUUUCCUGCAGAAUAUCCUUUCAAGCCUCCAAAGAUUACAUUUAAGACAAAGAUUUAUCAUCCCAACAUUGAUGAAAAAGGGCAAGUAUGUCUGCCAAUCAUCAGCCCAGAAAACUGGAAGCCAGCAACAAAAACAGAUCAAGUUAUUCAAGCUCUUGUGGCUCUUGUUCACUCACCUGAACCUGAGCACCCUCUCCGUGGAGAUCUAGCAGAGGAGUAUACAAAGGAUAAGAAAAAGUUCAUGAAGAAUGCUGAAGAUUAUACCAAGAAAUAUGCUGAAAAGAGACCCCCAGAGUGACCCCUUGUUUAAAAUACUUGACUGUUUAAUUCUAGAGACAAAUUGAUGUCAAAAUCUAGCUUUUGGCAUUGUAAUUUCUAUAUCCAUUGCCAAAGAUACUUUUGUGUAGUAGCAGAUGUUAGUAGUAGUCUUGUAUGUUGGUGAUAGUCUGUUGGCCAACUUUUAUCUCUUAUCAACCUAUAUCUCUGGUUCUCAUUGGGAGAAAUAUUCAUUUCUUAGUUAGAAUAGGUGCAAACUGAUAUUUGACAGCCAUGAAUGUAUGAUUUACAAUGCAGUUAGGAGGUUCCCUCAUCCCUGCUGUGUACGAUGUUUUGUCUCUAGAAAUUCCAAGUGAAAGAAACCAAUUAAUGUUGCUAGUUCUCUUUUUAGUUAUCUUUUGAUAAAGAAUCUCAAGUGCAAAGCAUAAUUUGAUCAGUGCAUGUUAAUGGCAUCAGUUUAUUUCUGUCAUCUUUCCUAACAUCAAAGAGAUUAAGCAGUGAAUUUUAAAGAAGAGCAAAACUGUCUGAAAUCAAACUUGGCAUCAACAUUUUCAUAUAUAUGUGGUAGGGUAAUGUCAUUGAGAGGGUAAAACCCACAUUGAAAUCAAGUUUCAAGCAUGAUUCCUGUUAGGUACUUAAAGAUUUACAUUUGUGUGCAUUUUCUCCUCUGUAAAGUGUACAAGGAAUAUAACACCUCCCUGGUCCUUCACUACACUGGAGAGAGUUUUUUUCAUCGAGGUUUGGUUUGCAAGUUAGACAGAGUGACUUUACCAAGAAAGUUGAGUCAAAUGGUUCCAUAGCUAAGUUUGCUGUGACAAAUUUUGGCAUACCAAAAGGUGCCUCAUGUUCAUUGCAGUUUGGAUGUGAUCAAACCUUAAGGAUCAAAAUGUUUUUCAUCUGCAACUUGUUUUUCCUCCUGACCUUUAGUAUCAAGGACUUAAAUGAAAUCCAUAACUUUCCUCAGGUUCAUACACUACAUUCAGUAGAGCACGUGAUGAGGAAAUAGCGAGAUCUUGAAUGUCUUUAGCUAUUUCAUCAUGGGUUUUUAUCAAAUUUGUGAGGUGGAAAUAGUUGACUUUCAGAGCUAGUUUAGAGAUGUAAUUGGCUAAGGCUAUUGUGUUGUGUUUGAUAGGACAUUAAACAUAUUUAAGUAUGAUUGUGCACAGUACUCUCAUUAGCUUAGUAUUUCUUUUAGAGAUGGUAGCCAGUGUGUGAUAUGUUCAAUUUGUUUGUAUAUUGCACUUUGUCACUCAAACUUUCUUGUAACCUUGAACUGUUUCCAAUUUUUGAAUUAAAAUUGACUAAGUUUUGUUGAUAAGCUGAA